Mytilinidion resinicola is the source of this 1413-nucleotide messenger RNA. RefSeq lists its product as uncharacterized. Bases 1 to 1413 code for a protein of 470 amino acids. NCBI's taxonomy places the organism in Eukaryota, Fungi, Ascomycota, Dothideomycetes, Mytilinidiales, Mytilinidiaceae. The record is from RefSeq and is a predicted model, not a curated record. The transcript is spliced from 4 exons.
AUGGCCCCUCGUUCAUCGCCUUCCUCAGACGCGUCCGUCCGCUCUUCUUGGGGAUCGGGGAUUGUGUCAAAUGGCAUGGUCACCCUUUCCUCCUGCAAUACAGGAUCGGUUCAGAUCGCUCCAAGUGGAGUGGUCGAAUAUAGUGGUCCCUCGGACGUCUCGUCGUUUCGUGGACCUUUGAGUAGGCGGUAUCGCCCGACACCAGGCCGAGCCUCGAUGUUAAAUCCUGAGACACGGUUUGACGCUCGCGCCUGGAGGAAGAAGCCAAUAGAUAGCAGUCACCGACUUGCAACAGGCCUUCGGGUCCCUGGCAUGUUUUACUCGAGGCACCCAUGGAGCUUCGCGGCGUUUUUGCUAGGCAAACUUGGUAGCUAUCACUGUUUCGUCGCACCGUCGUCGGUCGGUGGACCUCUGCAAGCUACAUCGUAUCAUCAAGCAAGGCACGGAAAAGAUUUCACUCAAAAGACCUCUACGCUCCAAGAAGAUUUCGCGAACAUUGCGGAUGACUUGAACAGCAGUUUCAUCAUCGCCACCGGCGAACGCACAGACGUCCGAACAGACUCAAAGCUGAGGCAGAGUACCGAAUACCAUAGUCACUCAGGCUCUCCCAGACAAAGUGGAAAGCUUCACAAGGCGUCACCGCAGAUUCAGUUCGCGACAGGCACGAACCUACCAGGCCAGUACAGCCGGCGACAACGAACGCAGUUGGCCGAAGACAGACUAUCUGGUGCAGACACGAGCAAAAUGUCAAAAUUGUCACUCAAACGUCACCACGCCAAAGAAGCCAUUCUUCAAAACGGUGCCAUUGCGAUGGCCGCUCGCGACAGGCAUGAAACCAUUGGUUCUCACCGUCGGCGACACACGCAGUUUGGCCGAAGAUGGGUAGCUGGUCGACAGAGUACAGAGUUAGGACCCCCGCGUCCAAAGAUGUCCGAGCAUGACGACAGGUUUCCCAGAUUUUCCGGUGCUUCCAGUCGAUGCCAGGCAGCAAUGUCCAUGGCGACGGUCGAAACGGCCUCUGAUAGCCAGGCGCUGCUCAAAGAUGUUCCAAUCGAGCCCCCGCGCUCAACCAAUUUCAAAGUUCUUCGAGGUCACGCCCUCAAGUUCAGAGAUCAAUUCGCCCAAGUUCAGAGGCAGCAAGCUCAAGUUCAGAGGCUAUUUAGUCCAAGCUCGGAGGCAGCACGCCCACGUUCAAAGGCAUCGAGUCCUGCAGGCACUCAAAAUCUUCAAGCUAUCACGCUCAAAUUUCAGGCCAUGAGCCCAAUUCCUUGUGCCAUAUCACUUGGACAAAUUACGAGCAAAUGCUCCAAAUACCUUGUGCACGUCACUCGGCUACUCAAGUUCUCUCUACAGAGGCUUCACCGAGGUCAUACCUCACCAACGUUCUCUGUUUUGAGACGUCACCGAGGCUAG